AUGCAUUUCUUUCGUUCAAUACCUGCACUUUGCCACGGGGUCGCAAUGGGGGCAAUUGUGGUGCAAGAAUUGGUAGUCUAUCUCCCCCUGUCAGCACCUGAGUACUACACAUUUGACAUCGAUGCUUAUGAUGGCCCAUACGCGAUGAACGCCACGUUUGCCAAAUUGAUGCUCGACGAGCACAACGCAAAGAGGUUAGUGCACGGAUCGCAAAAGUUGCGUUGGUCAACUGAGGUGUUCAAUUUCGCGGCCCAGUACGCCUUGCAGUACAAUUGCUCGGGGAUCCUCGAGCACUCGGGCGGCAAGUAUGGUGAAAAUUUGGCAUAUGGCUAUUCCCCCGUCGAUGCCAUCGACGCAUGGUACCAAGAGGGCGACAUUUAUCACUAUGGAACAGAGACUGUAUACAACCACUUCACAGCUAUGGUUUGGAACAAUUCAAAUUCCCUUGGUUGUGCCUACAAAGAGUGUCCACAUGGCCUAUACAUCACGUGUAAUUACGACCCACCGGGGAAUGUAAUUGGCUGGAGUUCACAAAAUGUGUUUCCUCCUCUUGCUUCUCCUUCUCCUCUUAAAUAG
Lodderomyces beijingensis is the source of this 576-nucleotide messenger RNA. The record is from the annotation of a GenBank genome assembly. NCBI's taxonomy places the organism in Eukaryota, Fungi, Ascomycota, Pichiomycetes, Serinales, Debaryomycetaceae.